Juglans regia (Persian walnut) is the source of this 1499-nucleotide messenger RNA. RefSeq names its product 1-aminocyclopropane-1-carboxylate oxidase homolog 1-like. The coding region runs from base 175 to 1287 and encodes 370 amino acids. The record is from RefSeq and is a predicted model, not a curated record. The transcript has 3 exons. NCBI's taxonomy places the organism in Eukaryota, Viridiplantae, Streptophyta, Magnoliopsida, Fagales, Juglandaceae.
UAAUUUUAAAACCACAGGCAUCUAUUCUACCUGAUCUUUCAUUCAACAUUAGCAUCUAGUACCCUUUUUUCUUUUUCUUUUUUCUUGAAUAUAUAUAACCACUUCCAACGCUAGCUCUAUAAUUUGAGACAGAAAUUCCAUCUCGAUAAUUCAGAAUCCACCACCUCAUCAGGUAUGGAGCUUUCCAUUAACGCCGGAAUACCCGUUCUCGGAAAUGGGUUGGGGUAUGAGAGAGCCAAGGAAGUGAAGGAAUUUGAUGAAACAAAAGCUGGAGUGAAGGGACUUGUUGACUCUGGUGUGGCCAAGGUUCCAAGGUUCCUCAUCCAUCCACCAGAGAGCCUUCCAAGCUCAUCUCCACCCACUAUGCAGUACUUCAAAGUUCCGGUGAUUGAUCUCCGAGGCUUUGAAAGUUGCCCGCGGACUGAGAUUAUCAAUGAAAUACGAGAAGCAUCAGAAACAUGGGGCUUCUUUCAAAUUGUUAAUCAUGGAGUUCCGGCUACUAUCAUAGAAAAUAUGUUGGACGUUGUGCGAAGAUUUCAUGAGCAACCAAAGGAAGAGAAGAUGGAGUGGUACUCGCGAGAUUACAAGCAACGAGUUAGGUACUACUGCAACGGUGACCUCCUCGUGUCAAAAGCAGCAAAUUGGAGGGAUUCAAUUAUAUUCGAUUUCCAAGAUGGACCCCUAAACCCUGAAGCUUUUCCUCCGGUAUGCAGGGAGUCUGUGAGAGAGUAUAUGAAACACAUCAUCGAACUAAGCAAAGGGCUGUCAGAAUUGCUGUCAGAGGCUUUGGGGCUUAGGAGUGACUACCUGGCUCGUAUAGAAUGCAUGAAAAGUGAAUCACUGGUUUGUCACUACUACCCAGCUUGUCCGGAGCCACACUUGACCCUUGGCACAACAAAGCAUUCAGAUCCAUCCUGUCUAACUCUACUUUUGCAAGACAGUAUUGGAGGCCUCCAAGUCCUCCAUCAAAACCACUGGGUCAACGUUCCACCAGUGCAAGGAGCACUAGUUGCCAACAUCGGUGACUUUUUGCAGCUUAUCACAAAUGACAAGUUCAGAAGCGUGGAGCACAGGGUUCUGGCUGGACGUGCUGGGCCCAGGGUCUCAAUUGCAUGCUUUUUCUAUCCAAGUCCUACUCACAAAUUUAAACCCUAUGGGCCAAUAAAGGAGUUUCUAUCUGACAAGGAUCCACCCGUAUACAGGGAGACUCAUAUUAGUGAAUAUCUUGCUUAUUACAGAUCCAAGGGGCUGGAUGGCAACUCAGCCCUUCCUCACUUCAAAGUCUAACCCAUGCUGUAUAGCAGUAGAGUGAAGGUUGUCAUUUAUAUCAGAGGAAGUCACUAAAAGUCAUUAAUAUUAUAGUUUAUUUAUAACUGUAUUUUUAUCUGGUUUUGCAACUUGUUUAAUUAUAAUCUAGGGAUUCUGGCGGGAAGUAAUUUUUUUUAUUGAUGUACCGAUUUUAGAUAAAUGAAAGAACCAAAAGAAUUGGGUCAAAAAAA